GCAGCCCAACAUUACCAGAGAGCUAGCUAAUAGUACUAGAGGAGUGGAAUUCGACCAUAUAAUAUCCAGAAUGGCUACAGAGAAUGGUGGUACUCUUGCUAUGGUUUCUGCAGGUUGUCAUGCCGAGGAGGAAAUAAAAACUCUAAUGGCUAAAGAGACUGGUAUUUGUAACAAUGGUACUAGUGAGAUUUUGGCUUCUCAUGAGAAUGGAGAGGUAGUCAAGGGAGAGAAUGGUAGUAAUAUAUCCGGUACUGCAUUUUCUGAUGGAUGGUAUGCUCUUGCUACCACAGAUUGGCCUGGGCAUGCUGAUAUGUACAAGAUGGAAAAGAUUUUGUUCCAUGAGAGAUCAGAGUUCCAGGACAUUUUGGUUUUUCAGUCACAGCAGCAUGGAAAGGUAGUCAUUUUGGAUGGCUAUCUUCAACUCACAGAGAAGGAUGAGUUUGCUUACCAGGAAAUGCUUACUCACCUCGCUCUCUGUUCCAUCCCAAACCCAAAGAAGGUAUUGCUCAUUGGAGGCGGAGACGGUGGGAUUUUGCGAGAAGUAUCGCGCCAUUCUUCUGUUGAACAAAUCGACAUAUGUGAAAUUGACAAGAUGGUCACAGAUGUCUACAAGCGCUUUUUCCCUAACAUAGCAGUUGGAUAUCAGGAUCCAAGAGUGAAUGUGCACAUCGCUGACGGAGUUAAAUUCAUGCAGUCAGUUCCUGAAGGCACCUAUGAUGCCAUUAUACUUGAUGCAUUUGUGAACAUAGGGCCUGGAGACAAAGAGCUUUCUGAUCAAAACUUCUUGAAAUCAAUUGCGCGUGCUCUUCGCCCCGGCGGUGUCAUGUCUACACCAGCUGAGAGUUACUGGCAUAAGGAUUUUGAAGAAAUUGCACAUAGCAUAUCGAACUGUUGCAAAGUUUUCAAGGGUUCUGUCAACUAUGCUUGGACUACAGUUCCUGCAUAUUCAAGCGGCAUCAUUGGUUUCAUGCUUUGCUCCACUGAAGGGCCAGCAGUGGACUUCAAACACCCUGUGAAUCCACUCAACCCUGACAAUUAUGGUGUGGCAAAGGUACCCCUCAAGUUCUACAACUCAGAGAUGCACACUGCUGCAUUUCAGCUCCCCGCUUUCGCAAAAGAGGCCAUCGAGGAGGCUAUUAGCUCCAAACUCUGA
Fragaria vesca subsp. vesca is the source of this 1153-nucleotide messenger RNA. Its product is annotated as spermidine synthase 2-like. Bases 71 to 1153 code for a protein of 360 amino acids. Gene Ontology annotation, molecular function: spermidine synthase activity. Gene Ontology annotation, cellular component: cytosol. Gene Ontology annotation, biological process: spermidine biosynthetic process. The transcript is spliced from 9 exons. The record is from RefSeq and is a predicted model, not a curated record. NCBI's taxonomy places the organism in Eukaryota, Viridiplantae, Streptophyta, Magnoliopsida, Rosales, Rosaceae.